AUGGCGAGCAAACUCUCCCUGCGCAUGAUGCCCGGCUUGCCAAUGGCGUCACCCAGGUCUUUGUCCAUGCGAGCUUUCUCAACGUGUCGCCGCUCAGCUUUCCCACUUCCAAUCGCCUCCAGACCGUCCUCCUUGGUGCCCCGGCCACUUAUCCAGCAAUCCUUCCGUCGCCACUAUGCCGAUGCUCCCAAAGUCGAGCUUUCCCCAGAACCCAAACCGAAGAAGCGCUUCCGGUUCUUCCUUUGGACAUGGCGCUUGACCUAUCUCUCCGUUCUCGCCGGGCUGGGAUAUGUCUCGUGGCAGAUCUAUGAAGGCCGCAACCCAAAAGAGCAGUUUGACCCUGAUCCAAAUAAAAAGACCCUCGUCAUCCUCGGUACCGGUUGGGGUUCCGUCUCCCUGCUCAAAAACUUGGACACAGAAAACUACAAUGUCGUCGUCGUCUCGCCUCGUAACUACUUCCUCUUCACCCCUCUGCUGCCCUCAUGUACCACCGGCACCAUUGAACAUCGGUCCAUCAUGGAGCCCAUCCGGAACAUUCUCCGACACAAGAAGGCAAAGGUCAAGUACUAUGAAGCCGAAUGCACAAAGAUCGACUACGAGAAGAAGAUUAUCUAUGCCAAGGACGACUCGGAAAUCAAGGGCGACACGAUGGAGACAGAGAUUCCCUUCGACCUGCUUGUCGUGGGCGUCGGAGCAGAAAAUGCCACCUUCGGAAUCCCCGGUGUUCGUGAACAUGCCUGUUUUCUGAAGGAAGUCGGUGAUGCUCAAAAGAUCCGCAAACAAAUCAUGGACUGUGUCGAAACCGCAACUUUCAAGGAUCAGAGCCCCGAAGAGGUCAAGCGUCUUCUCCACAUGGUAGUCGUCGGUGGCGGUCCAACCGGUGUCGAGUUCGCUGGUGAACUGCAGGAUUUCUUUAUGGAAGACUUGCAGAAAUGGGUCCCUCAGAUCAAGGACGAUUUCCAUGUGACUUUGGUCGAAGCUUUGCCCAAUGUACUCCCCAUGUUCAGUAAGCAGCUGAUCGAAUACACCGAGUCAUCCUUCAAGGAAGAGCAUAUCCAGAUCCGCACCAAGACCAUGGUCAAGAACGUUACCAACAAGUACAUUGAGGCCGAGGUCCAGAACCCAGACGGUUCGAAAGCCCUGGAGAAGAUUCCUUACGGACUGCUUGUCUGGGCCACUGGUAAUGCUCUGCGUCCCGUGGUCAAGGAUCUCAUGUCUCAAAUCCCUGCUCAAGCCAAAGCCCGCCGCGGUCUCGAAGUCAAUGAAUACCUCGUGGUCAAUGGCACCGAAAACAUCUGGGCUGUCGGAGACUGCGCCGUGGCCAACUACGCACCCACCGCCCAAGUCGCUGCCCAAGAAGGGGCUUUUCUUGCUCGUCUGUUCAACACCAUGGCCAAGACAGACGCCAUUGAGGCCGAACUACGCGAAUUGUCCGCCAAGCAGGCUACGGCGAAUCCGGACGAACGUAAAGUCAUCCUGGAGGAAAUCAACCAGCGCCAGCGCCAGCUCCGUCGCAUCAAGCAGAUCGGCCCAUUCAGCUAUUCGCAUCAAGGAUCACUUGCAUACAUUGGUGCUGAGAAAGCGGUUGCCGACGUGUCUUGGUUCAGCGGGAACAUCGCAAGUGGAGGUACUAUGACGUACCUGUUCUGGAAGAGCGCCUAUUUGAGCAUGUGCUUUAGCACCCGCAACCGUAUCCUUGUCGGCUUUGACUGGGCCAAGGCCAAGUUCUUCGGCAGAGACGUGUCGAGAGAAUAG
Messenger RNA from Fonsecaea multimorphosa CBS 102226, 1755 nucleotides. RefSeq lists its product as uncharacterized. Bases 1 to 1755 code for a protein of 584 amino acids. The transcript has 3 exons. Gene Ontology annotation, molecular function: NADH dehydrogenase activity. Lineage: Eukaryota; Fungi; Ascomycota; Eurotiomycetes; Chaetothyriales; Herpotrichiellaceae. The record is from RefSeq and is a predicted model, not a curated record.